Olea europaea var. sylvestris is the source of this 1831-nucleotide messenger RNA. Its product is annotated as WRKY transcription factor 6-like. Gene Ontology annotation, molecular function: sequence-specific DNA binding; DNA-binding transcription factor activity. Gene Ontology annotation, biological process: regulation of DNA-templated transcription. Bases 298 to 1677 code for a protein of 459 amino acids. The transcript is spliced from 6 exons. The record is from RefSeq and is a predicted model, not a curated record. NCBI's taxonomy places the organism in Eukaryota, Viridiplantae, Streptophyta, Magnoliopsida, Lamiales, Oleaceae.
GAAUCGGGGAGGUGAAUAUGUGGGAGAAUGAGUCAAACUCGUUUCUCACACACCAUCCCUCACUCGUUCGGUCCAACUUACUCCCUUUCAUUUUUAUUUAUUUUUUCAUUUCCCAUGGAUAUUAAAACCUAUUCAACUUCGGAGUUCAAUAAGACUUACAUACACACUCAAAGAUCUGAGAAACUCAUUUUCUAUCAUCUUUAAUUUGGACAGAGAAAAAGUGGGAGACUCUCUAUUGAAGACCAAGUUUUUCUUUUUUCUUUUCUUUUUUUGUGCAUUUUGAUCUCGCAUGUAAAUAUGGACGGUUCCCGUGAUCAUGAUCAAAAGGUGAUUAUCAACUCUUUUGAUGAUUAUGGAGAGAAAAGGGUUGUCAAUGAAAUGGAUUUCUUUGCUGAUAAGAAUUGUUCGAAGGAAGCAUCAACAACGUUUGAAUUCAAGAAAGAGAGUAAAUUUGAUGGUGUUGAACAAGAACUUCAUCUUAACUUGAGCACUGGUUUGAAUCUUCUGACGACAAACGUUCCGACCAGUGACAAGUCUACUGUGGAUUAUACUGAAUCGCCCAGAAUUUCCAUUGAAUGUGUAGCUAUCAAGUCAGAGCUCGAUCGUGUGAGCACGGAGAAUGAAAGAUUAAGAGCUACACUGAAUCAAAUAAACAGUAAAAAUUAUUCUUUACAAAUGCAAAUUGGAGCACUCUUACAGCAUCAACAAAAUAUAAAAGGUGCAACCACAGUAGAUCAAAAGAUUAUUGAUGAUAAAGAUAAACGUUCACAUUCAGUAUUAAAUGGUAUGGAAGAGAAGUCAAUGGCUGAUGAAUUGCAGAAGAAUUUUCAGACAAAAAUACAGAUAGAAAAAAGCCCAGAAAAGAAAUUUCAAGAAUUGAUUCCAAAUAAAGUUCCAAAAUUUCAUUCUUCUUCCAAGGAUAUGGAUCAAGCUGAAGAAGCCACUAUUAAAAAGGCCCGUGUCUCGGUUCGAGCACGAUCAGAGACACCUAUGAUCUCUGAUGGAUGCCAGUGGAGAAAAUAUGGGCAAAAAAUGGCAAAAGGAAACCCCUGCCCUCGAGCUUAUUAUCGAUGUACCAUGGCAGUUGGUUGUCCCGUACGCAAACAAGUGCAAAGGUGCGUAGAAGAUCGUUCGGUACUUAUAACCACUUACCAAGGCAAUCACAACCAUCCGCUGCCCUCAUCCGCCAUGGCGAUGGCCUCCACCACCUCCGCAGCCGCAUCAAUGUUGCUAUCAGGACCAAUGCCAAGUGCCGAUGGAUUCAUGAACCCUAACGUGCUUACUAGAACUAUUCUUCCUUACACAGCAAAUUUAGCUUCAAUUUCACCUUCAGCACCAUUCCCUACUGUUAUAUUGGAUCUCACAAACACUCCCACCACCCAUUCACACUUGCAAAUACUCCAAGGGCCACAGGCCAUUGCCCAGGCUCUUUACAACCAUUCGAGAUUUCUCAACCGAGUCUCUGAUGCCGCAUCUGUUAGUAGUGAAAGCUCUCACAACAUGAUGAAUGCAGCUACUGCUGCCAUUGCCUCGGAUCCAAAUUUUACUUCAGCCUUAGCAGAAGCCUUAGGUUCCCUCAUUGGCAAUAUAAACCCAAAUACUGGAAUUGACAGUGAAAACUCUCCAAAAGAUGCCAGUGAAAGCAACAUGGCAAAUGUAAGUUUUGCAAGGAAGUGAGUUACAUAUGAGCAUCGACUCUUUUUGCUUAGGAUACUAUUUGAACUUCAUUAUUGUUUUUAUUUUUCGUUCUCUCUUUCUUUGAUUUUUGAACAGGAUGUGAAAUAAAUAAGUUCAUCUGUAUUUUCUACAAGCUUUUCCUUUAUGUAAGCAA